Molecule: messenger RNA, 7670 nt
Organism: Clupea harengus (Atlantic herring)
Lineage: Eukaryota; Metazoa; Chordata; Actinopteri; Clupeiformes; Clupeidae
Gene: dicer1
Product: dicer 1, ribonuclease III
Biological process (GO): siRNA processing; apoptotic DNA fragmentation; pre-miRNA processing
Cellular component (GO): nucleus; cytoplasm; RISC-loading complex
Molecular function (GO): ribonuclease III activity; DNA binding; ATP binding
Source: RefSeq, a predicted model, not a curated record
AAGUCUUCUUCACCGUAGUUGCUGUUAGCUUCGAAUGAGCUAUUGGAGUCUGACAACAGCAGGAGGGAAUGGAGAAAACGGUUUCUAGCGAGAUAACAAGAACAUUUUAAUUCAGGACGGCCAAAUAAAGACAUUGUAUUAGUCAGGUGCCCUGUUUGUUGUGUGCAACUAACCGUAUCCUAACUUACCUAUGUUGACGAAAAUCAUCAACCUAAACAUUUUUGAGUGAAUCAAGACGAAUCAGCACACCAGACAGUGACUGACCAUCCACUGCUUGAAAGCUCCUUCAGAAGAGUGAUGUGGGCCAAUCACAGGCACUGAUGGCACAGGACUGAUAAUGAAGCCAAGGAUUAAUGCAUCCUGCUCAUGCUGCAGUGUCCGAGACUGAGACCCAAACUUAAGCUUUGGAGCAGCAGGAUGCAAUGAGAUAAACACUGGACAACUGGAGGCUGUCCUGCUCUUGAAUCCCCCCCCCCUUCCUCCCUGUAGGCAUGGCUGGAUUACAGCUGGUGACCCCCGCAUCCUCCCCCAUGGGACCCUUCUUUGGUCUCCCAUGGCAACAGGAAGCUAUUCAUGACAACAUUUAUACACCAAGGAAAUAUCAGGUUGAACUUCUUGAAGCAGCUCUUGAACACAAUACUAUUGUCUGCUUAAAUACUGGCUCAGGGAAGACCUUUAUUGCAGUACUCCUUACAAAAGAGCUCUCCCACCAGAUUCGGGGAGACUACCAUGAGAAUGGCAAGAGGACCGUUUUUCUGGUCAAUGCAGCAUCGUCUGUGGUUCAGCAAGCAGCUACUGUCCGGACCCAUUCGGAUCUCCGCGUCGGGGAGUACACUGAGGACAGUACGUCCUGGACAACGGAGAGAUGGAGCCGAGAAAUUAUCGAAAAUCAGGUGCUCGUUAUGCCUUGCCACAUCUUUCUCCACGCGCUCAAGGCCGAAGUGUUGCCACUGUCCAAAAUCAACCUGGUGGUAUUUGAUGAGUGCCACCUAGCAAUCACGGACCAUCCCUACAGAGAGAUAAUGAGGGUUUGUGAUGCCUUUCCGUGCUGUCCGCGGAUCCUGGGGCUGACUGCCUCCAUCCUAAAUGGGAAGUGUGACCCCAGUGAACUGGAGCAGAAGAUCCUGAACCUCGAGAGGAUCUUAAAGAGCAGUGCCGAAACUGCCACAGACCUGGUUGUCUUGGACCGAUAUGCUAGUCAGCCCCGUGAGGUGGUUCUGGACUGCGGGCCGUUCGUGGAUAAAAGCGGUCUCUCUGAGCGUCUCCUGACUGAGUUGGAUGAGGCUCUGCAUUUCCUCAAUGACUGCAACCUGCCUGCACAGCGAGAGGACCGGGACCCAACCUUCAUCUCCAAACAGGUGCUGACCGACUGCCGGGCGGUGCUGGCGGUGCUCGGCCCUUGGUGCGCGGACAAAGCGGCGGGCAUUAUGGUGCGCGAACUCCAGAAGUACAUCAAGCACGAGCAGGAGGACCUCGGCCGCAAGUUCCUGCUGUUCACCGACACCAUCCUGCGCAAGGUGCACGCGCUGUGCGAGGAGCACUUUUCCCCGGCGUCGCUCGACCUUCGCUUCGUCACGCCCAAGGUCAUCAAGCUGCUGGAGAUCCUGCACGAGUACAAGCCCUUCGAGCGGCAGCAGUUCGAGAGCGUGGAGUGGUACAACAACCGCAACCAGGACAACUACGUCUCCUGGAGUGACUCGGAGGACGAAGACGAGGAUGAGGAGGUGGAGGUGAAGGAGAAGCCCGAGGCCAACUUCCCCUCGCCCUUCACCAACAUCCUGUGUGGGAUCAUCUUCGUGGAGAGGCGCUACACGGCUGUGGUGCUCAACCGGCUAAUCAAAGAGGCGGGGAAGCAGGACCCUGAGCUGGCCUACAUCAGCAGCAACUUCAUCACAGGCCACAGCAUCGGCAAGAACCAGCCGCGCAACAAACAGAUGGAGGUGGAGUUCAGGAAACAGGAGGAGGUGCUCCGUAAAUUCCGUGCACACGAGACCAACCUCCUCAUCGCGACCAGCAUUGUGGAGGAAGGCGUCGAUAUCCCAAAGUGCAAUUUGGUGGUUCGUUUUGACCUGCCGACCGAGUACCGGUCCUACGUGCAGUCCAAGGGCCGAGCACGCGCUCCACUCUCUAACUACAUCAUGCUAGCAGACAGUGAGCGGACGAAAACCUUCGAAGAGGAUCUUAAAACCUACAAAGCUAUAGAAAAGAUCCUUAGGAACAAGUGCUCAAAGUCAGCUGACUGUAGUGAGUUUGAGGCGGAGCCUAUAACUGAUGACGACAACAUUCUGCCCCCCUACGUCCUUCGCUCGGAAGACGGAGGCCCAAGAGUUACAAUCAACACAGCGAUCGGACAUGUCAACAGAUACUGUGCCAGGCUCCCCAGUGACCCCUUCACCCAUCUGGCCCCCAAGUGUAAGACGAAACAGCUGAGGGACGGGCGAUACCAGUCCACCCUCUACCUGCCCAUCAAUUCCCCACUCAGGGAGUCCGUGACGGGGCCUGUGAUGUACUGUGCGAGACUCGCUGAGAAAGCAGUUGCACUCCAAUGUUGUGAAAAGCUGCACAAAGUCGGGGAGCUGGAUGACCACCUGAUGCCUGUGGGCAAAGAGACGGUGAAGUACGAGGAGGAGCUGGACCUGCAUGACGAGGAGGAGACCAGUGUGCCUGGCAGGCCCGGAUCAACCAAGAGGAGGCAGUGCUACCCCAAAGCCAUACCGGAGUGUCUUCGGGACAGUUACCCAGUCCCUGAGCAGCCCUGCUACCUGUACGUGAUCGGCAUGGUCCUCACCACCCCUCUUCCUGACGAGCUCAACUUCAGGCGGAGGAAGCUCUACCCCCCAGAGGACACCACCCGAUGCUUCGGCAUCCUAACGGCCAAACCCAUCCCCCGGAUCCCCCACUUCCCGGUGUACACGCGCUCCGGCGAGGUGACCAUCUCCAUCGAGCUGCAGCGGUCGGGCUUCACGCUGUCGGCGUCGCAGCUGGAGCUGAUCACGCGCCUGCACCAGUACGUUUUCUCCCACAUCCUGCGGCUGGAGAAGCCAGCGCUGGAGUUCAAGCCCACGGAGGCCGACGCCGCCUACUGCGUGCUGCCGCUCAACGUCGUUGAGGAUUCCAACUCUCUGGAUUUGGACUUCAUGUUCAUGGAAGACAUUGAGAAAUCUGAAGCACGUAUAGGCAUCCCGAACACCCAGUACACAAAGCAGAUCCCGUUCACCUUCAAACUGGAGGAUUACCAGGACGCGGUCAUCAUUCCAAGGUAUCGCAAUUUUGACCAGCCUCACCGCUUCUAUGUUGCGGACGUCUACACAGACCUUACUCCGCUCAGUAAGUUCCCAUCGCCGGAAUACGAGACCUUCGAAGAGUACUACAAAACCAAGUACAACCUGGACCUGUCCAAUCUCAACCAGCCCCUUCUGGAUGUGGACCAUACAUCCUCAAGGCUGAACCUGUUAACUCCGCGGCAUCUGAACCAGAAGGGGAAAGCCCUGCCCCUCAGCAGUGCCGAGAAGAGGAAGGCCAAGUGGGAAAGCCUACAAAACAAACAGAUCCUGGUUCCUGAGCUGUGUGCCAUCCACCCGAUCCCCGCCUCCCUGUGGAGGAAGGCGGUGUGCCUACCCAGCAUACUCUACCGCCUGCACUGCCUGCUCACGGCCGAAGAGCUGCGAUCUCAAACUGCCACGGACGCCGGAGUUGGGGCCCAAAACUUACCCCCUGACUUCAGGUAUCCCAAUCUGGAUUUUGGCUGGAAGAAGUCCAUAGACAGCAAGGCUUUCAUAACGUGUGCGGAGGACAGCGAUCACUGUAAGAACACCUCGUCCCCGGCAUCGCCCUGUGACCCCACCGAAGAGCCCCACUCCCCUGAGGAGGCCCCCCCUCCACACGAGAACUGCAACACACCAGAUGAAAAGCUAGAGCCGCCCUCGGCUCCCCUGCCGGACCCGCAGCCGGGGCCGCAGUUGCAGCAACCGCAGAGCGGGCGAGAUGAGCGGCGAGAUUGCGUCUGCUCCAGGAACCUCAUCAACGGCAACGGACCGGACGGGCCAGGCCCCGAUGCCCUCGAGGUGUCGGACCUGUGCCAGUGCUCGCCGCACGGUGAGACGGCAAUGGCGACGCAGACCACUACCUCAGUUCCUGUGCAGUCCCCCCCCCGGAGCAGCCGCGAGGACCCGCCCAAGGCCAGCCAUGAAUGUACCCCUGACGGGACCCCGGUCCUCUGCGAUGGACUCGUGAAAAAGAAGAAACCUACCUCAGACUGUUGUCCCGCUGUGGCCGCCGCCGAGACCACCACCACCAUCAUCGCAGCGAUAACCCCAACCCCCAGCACCGAAGUACCCUCGUGGGUCACUCCGGCCCCAAGCUCCAGCUCUGCCCCAGCGGCAGCGGGGGUAGAGUCCCCCAAAACUCUGGGUCCCAACCCGGGGCUCAUCCUGCAGGCUCUCACGCUCUCCAACGCCAGCGACGGCUUUAACCUGGAGAGGCUGGAGAUGCUGGGCGACUCCUUCCUCAAGCACGCCAUCACCACGUACCUGUUCUGCACUUACCCCGAUGCCCACGAGGGACGCCUGUCCUACAUGAGAAGCAAGAAGGUCAGCAACUGUAACCUGUACCGGCUUGGCAAGAAGAAGGGCCUCCCCAGCCGCAUGGUGGUGUCCAUCUUUGAUCCUCCAGUCAACUGGCUGCCCCCGGGCUACGUGGUGAACCAGGACAACAUCACAGACAAGUGGGAUUUGGACGAGACUAAGGAGGACCUGGCGAAUGGACAAAGCGGCAUAGAGGACGAGGAUGACUACGACGAUGAGGACGAUGAUGAUGAGGAGGAGGUGGAAGUGGAGCCGACUCUGGGCGGUGGUGGAGUAGACGGGGAUAUGCAGUGGAAAGAGCCGAAGGACGGGAACGUGAGCGGGGAGGAGGAUGAGCUGGAGUACGACCAGGAGCAUAUCCGCUUCAUCGACAGCAUGCUCAUGGGCUCCGGCGCUUUCGGCAAGAUCUCACUUGCCAACUUCCCCCCGGCGGACUCCUGCCCCCAGUGGAAGCCCCCCCGCAAGUCCCCCCUCCUGACCAGCGCACACAGCGCGCACGCAGCGGCUGAUGGCAGCAUCGGUAGCGGGGGCAUGGAGGAGUUUGACUACAGCUCCUGGGACGCCAUGUGCUAUCUGGACCCCAGCAAGGCGGGCGAGGAGGACGACUUUGUGGUGGGCUUCUGGAACCCGUCGGAGGAGAGCUGCGGCGGGGAGCUGGGCAAGCAGUCCAUCUCGUACGACCUGCACACGGAGCAGUGCAUCGCGGACAAGAGCAUCGCCGACUGCGUGGAGGCGCUGCUGGGCUGCUACCUCACCAGCUGCGGCGAGCGCGCCGCCCAGAUGUUCCUCUGCUCGCUCGGACUCAAGGUGCUGCCCGACGCCAAGGCCGAGCGCGGCGCCCUGGUUCGCUACAGCGACGAGGACGGGGAGCCGCAGUACGGCUGGCUGCAGAUCCCGCCGCGCUGCAUGUUCGAUCACCCCAACGCGGAGUGCACGCUCCUGCACCUCAUCUCCGGCUUUGAGAACUUUGAGGCCAAGAUCAACUACACGUUUCAGAACAAGGCCUACCUGCUGCAGGCCUUCACCCAUGCCUCCUACCAUUACAACACUAUCACAGAUUGUUACCAGCGAUUGGAGUUCCUCGGUGAUGCAAUUUUAGACUACCUCAUAACGAAGCACCUUUAUGAAGACCCGCGGCAGCACUCUCCCGGCGUGCUGACCGACCUGCGCUCGGCCCUGGUCAACAACACCAUCUUCGCCUCCCUGGCCGUCAAGUACGACUACCACAAGUACUUCAAGGCCGUCUCGCCCGAGCUCUUCCACGUCAUCGACGACUUUGUGCAAUUUCAGCUGGAGAAGGACGAGAUGCAAGGCAUGGACUCUGAGCUUCGCCGCUCAGAGGAAGACGAGGAGAAGGAGGAGGACAUCGAAGUCCCCAAGGCCAUGGGGGACAUCUUUGAGUCACUCGCCGGUGCAAUUUACAUGGAUAGCAGGAUGUCCCUGGAGACCGUUUGGCGGGUGUAUUAUCCAAUGAUGCGGCCACUUAUAGAAAAAUUCUCUGCCAACGUUCCUCGUUCUCCGGUGCGCGAGUUGCUGGAAAUGGAGCCGGAGACGGCCAAGUUCAGCCCGGCAGAGCGCACCUACGACGGGAAGGUGCGGGUGACCGUGGAGGUGGUCGGGAAGGGCAAGUUCAAGGGCGUGGGCCGCAGCUACCGAAUCGCCAAAUCCGCCGCUGCACGCCGCGCCCUACGGAGUCUCAAAGCCAAUCAACCUCAGAAAGGACUGUAUCACCUGAUGAAAUCUUGCAAGCUAGAUUCCCGCACAGCAAGCGACUCUGGUGUGGAUGAGGCUCUGGUCUGGCAUGGCCCUGUGCUUGUCCGGGCCCAGAGUUGACCUCGCUCUUCUUUAGGUCCAACACGACAUGAGUUGCCUACGAUCUGCGUGUUCGACAAAAAAAAAACUCGAGCAAAGUGUUGUUAUUCCUCUUUGGAAAUGUUGAAAAGGUAGUCCUCCAUCACAUGCUGCCGACUGGGUUUGCUCACUGGCGGAGAGUUGUCUUUUUGUUUUGUCUUUUGUUUGUUUUUGUUUUAAUUUUGCUUUUUUUGUACAUGUAGCACAAAUGAGCAUUGCACUUGGGCGCCAUACUUUACCUCAUGUCAGAAAGAAAAAAAAGUGUAUAUAUAUAUGAUGCCGUUACGUUUAAAGAAAUAACUUGUGGUUUUGGCCUUGCUGCUGUUUCAAUUGCUGGUAUUUUCCAACUGUAUUUAAGAAAAUGCGAUCAGAAAGAUACAACGUGCCUGCAGGUCCUCUGAUAAAAUACACUGUAGAAAUGAUGUAGGGAAUCUUUACAAUCUGGGGCUCAAUGUAUGUCUUGUGUAUACAUUAUGUCCAGCCUUAAUGUAAUACCUUGAAUAUUAAAUUGUAAUAUAAACCCACAAAACUACCAAGUCCUGUGUCAGGCAUGACUUGAACUGUUUAGUCAGUGAUGACCCCGCCCCCAGAUUAUAUUUGACAAGGUAGUACCAGAUGUUAUGUAGUGCAUGUCAGUUGAAGACCCCCCCCCCACACACACACACACACACACACACACACACCAGCCUACCCCAACCAUCCUCCAGUCAUUUUUCCAAAUGUAGUGUAGAGGUCUAAUUCAACCAACUACAGCCCCAGCAUUUACAAAGGGCUUGUGUAUGAAUUGUUUUUCGAGGGGAGAAAAAAAACCUAAACUGCAGGCCUUCAAGUAUAAAAAUAUCUAUUUAAAGAUAAAAAAAAAGAGCAUUAUGGAAAAAUGCUCUCAUAUCAGCAGCAAAAGAGAACUCAAGUGAAUUUGGAAGUGGAAUGUGACAUGGACUCUUGCGGAGUGCAUUUGUGUGAAUGUGGGCUGCGGCCAAGGCCAACGGGCGAAUCACCAGCGGAAUGAAGCGGAGAGCGUUGAGUCGUUUUUACCGGGAGGAGGGAUAAAUGCCCGCCAUUCCCAUCCCAUCUGCAGCCCGAUGUUGUUUUAAGGGACAGGAAAGACCUCUCAUGCAUACUGUAAAUGUGCUGCACCUUAUGGGUCACAAAUACCUUUAAUAUUUUUUCCCCCCUUUUUUUGAAAUAAUUGUAGCUGAGUAUAUCUACAAUAAAGUUAUGGUAUGGUCGUUCAAA